CUUCAUGGUAUACUAGCCCUAUCAUUCUAGAAAGAAUGUAGGAAAAUUUAUUCUUUUAUUACGGUUUAAAAAUAUGGACUGCAAACACACAGCGGACCACAAGAUGGCAGAUUUUCCUCGGUUUCCUUGCUCACAUUUAAUGGUCUGAUGCUUACAACUCCAAUAACGUUGCUCAUUCAGCUGCGGAAUUUGCGCACCGCACACACACCACUUAGGUUAGGAUGAUUGCGCAUGCGUACUAAAAGAGAAAGGUUGUCUGGCCAUUUUGCCAUCAUGGCAGGAUCAAAUUCGGAAGGUGGGUCGGUCGAAACCGAUCCAUCAGGAUUCCCUCCUCCCAUGGAAGGGCUGCAGUUGAUCCAGCAGGGAGCCGAAGCCCGCCUGUAUCGGGGCCAAUUCUUAGGCAGGCCGACCGUGAUGAAACUCCGGUUCCCGAAACGUUACCGGCACCCAACGAUGGAUGAGAGGCUCAGCCACAAGCGAACGGCACAGGAGGCCCGUUCGUUGCUACGCUGUCGACGGGCAGGGAUUUCUGCACCUGUUGUGUACUUUGUGGACUAUGUUGUCAUUAUAUAUCUUGAAGACAUUGUAAGAUCAACUACUGUUCGGGACUAUAUAAUCUCCCAGCAGCAAUCUGGUGAAGGUAUCAGCAAUCUUAUUCAAUUAGCUGAAAAGAUAGGAGAGAUAUUGGCACGAAUGCAUGAUGAAGACCUCAUACAUGGGGAUCUCACAACUUCUAACAUGCUUUUGCAACCACCAGCGGAGAAGCUAGAGUUGACAUUAAUAGAUUUUGGACUAAGUUUUAUUUCUGGCCUUCCUGAGGAUAAGGGUGUUGAUUUAUAUGUCUUAGAGAAAGCCUUUUUGAGUACCCAUCCAAACACAGAAGCUCUGUUUGAAGCACUGUUGAAGAAAUACUCAGCUGCAUCUAAAAAAUCAAUUCCAGUGAUAAAAAAGCUGGAUGAAGUACGAUUAAGAGGAAGAAAAAGAUCUAUGGUUGGAUAAAGAAUGCAGACAACACAGGGAGAAAAAGAAGAGGAACUUAAAUUUUAUAUGUCCUUUUAAGUAUUUUCAGUUAUGUCUAAUAAAAUUGAAUUUAGUUGUUUUAUUUCAUAUUUAUGUACUGGAACGUUCUUACUAGAUUUAUAUAAUGAUAGUGAAAAAUUCAAGAACAGGGGUUAGUAUUUGCUUCUUUGUAAUCUGUUUAUUUCUUGAAUCGGUCGGAAUUUGACCCACAGUCUUAUUGUGAAGAUGUAAAUCCUUGAUGUAAUAUGUUAUGUAACCCAGUCAUAUGAUUGAAAUAAUUUGGGCCAUUUCAAGGCUUGCAAGUUCCUAUUCAUCUCUUAAGAUUUUAUUUGCAUCACUCCCUUUUAUGCCAAGAGUACAUUUAUGGCCUCAAUAAAUAUUGUUAAUACCUA
Molecule: messenger RNA, 1412 nt
Organism: Pantherophis guttatus
Lineage: Eukaryota; Metazoa; Chordata; Lepidosauria; Squamata; Colubridae
Gene: TP53RK
Product: TP53 regulating kinase
Biological process (GO): protein phosphorylation
Cellular component (GO): cytosol; nucleus; EKC/KEOPS complex
Molecular function (GO): protein serine/threonine kinase activity; ATP binding
Source: RefSeq, a predicted model, not a curated record